This is a messenger RNA of Polistes dominula (European paper wasp), 739 nucleotides long. RefSeq names its product Peroxiredoxin 2 (gene Prx2). Gene Ontology annotation, cellular component: cytosol. The record is from RefSeq and is a predicted model, not a curated record. Gene Ontology annotation, biological process: cell redox homeostasis; removal of superoxide radicals; hydrogen peroxide catabolic process. Lineage: Eukaryota; Metazoa; Arthropoda; Insecta; Hymenoptera; Vespidae. Gene Ontology annotation, molecular function: thioredoxin peroxidase activity.
CGUUAUUUGCUGAAUAAGUUACGUAUGAGACCGGUCACCGGUGCAAAUCUACGCUUUCUUUGUUCAACGUUCGUCGAGUUACGUUCUCUCGUCCUUAGAAACCAAGAAUUAUACAUCAAUCAAAAUGCCGGCUCUACAGAAACCAGCACCACAAUUUAGCACAACGGCCGUUGUAAAUGGCCAAUUCAAAAACGUUUCCCUUUCCGAUUACAAGGGUCAAUACGUUGUAUUAUUCUUCUAUCCCUUGGACUUUACUUUCGUAUGCCCAACCGAGAUCAUUGCAUUCUCGGAUCGUGCUGACGAAUUUAAGGCCAUUAAUUGUCAAGUAAUAGGAGCAUCAACCGAUUCUCAUUAUACUCAUUUGGCAUGGAUCAACACACCACGCAAAGAUGGUGGUAUCGGUGAAAUGAACAUUCCACUUCUUGCUGAUAAAAGUGGCAAGAUUGCACGCGAUUAUGGCGUACUUGAUGAAGAAUCCGGAAUACCGUUCCGUGGUCUUUUCAUUAUUGACGAUAAACAAAAUUUGCGUCAAAUCACCAUCAACGAUUUACCAGUUGGAAGAUCGGUUGAUGAAACCCUGCGUCUAGUACAAGCAUUCCAGUAUACGGAUAAAUAUGGAGAAGUAUGCCCAGCUGGUUGGAAACCAGGCAAGAAGACCAUGAAACCUGACGUAGUCGCUUCUAAAGAAUAUUUUAAGGACUCGUAAAUGGUUUAUGUUUUCUUUUGUUUUUUUUUUUUU